AUGCAACGCAACAAGAACAUCGAGUACGACGAAGACGAGCUGUAUUCAGACGGGGAAGAGGAGUAUGGUGAAGAGGGAGGGUAUUCGCAAGAGGACAAGGACAACUUCGCGACUUUGACACCCGUCGUUCGGGCAGAGCUUGACGAAGCUGGUGUUCCGGUCACGACGCAGCAGAUCGAGGAGGCGCUGUGGCAUUACUAUUGGGAUGUUGGCAAGAGUGUGGCAUAUCUGAAGAACUCGAGGACACCCAGAGAAGGGCAGAAGGAGGCUAAGAAGGAGGAGAAGCCGAAGAGCAAGUUUGAUCAGGCGGCGGAGAAGGCAGUAGGGACUCGAUGCCCGACCGUUACGGCAGCCGACUGGUUUAAGGAUACCCCAUGGACGAAUGUUCCCUCAGACAUCCUUGGUCAACUGGUUCCAGUAACGCCUGAACCGCCACGAAUCAAGCUCCUUGGAGGGUCUUCGAAGUUGGCCAAACUCGCAGAGGAGCGUCGCAAGAAAGCUGCCGCCGCCGCACAGCCUGCUCAAGCACCGACGACUGACUCCACGCACUCGCUGGAUCGGCUCACCAAGCCCAAGGACGUGAAGGAGAACGUUGCGCCUGCCCCCAAAACAGAGCCGAAGAAAUAUGCCAUUCGGCGCAAGAGAUCGCCCACGCCUCCACCAAAGGAACCGACUCCGCCACCUGAAGAGCCAAAAGAGCAAUUGCCUAGUCUUCGCUCGUCACCUUCUGCGUUUGGCCGAACACUGUCUUCAAGCUCGGCUCAGGCCAAUGGCACUCGCCAGAUGGCUCUGCACGACUUACUAGGCUCUGGCUACACCUCAAACCCUUUCGACGGACCCUCGCCAGACGAUACUGUCAUGCGUGCUCAAGAUAGAAAAAAGACAAAAGCACAGCAAGCAUCGAAUGGAUUAGCGAAGAAGACAGAAGCACUCAAGAUCGAUGCCACCCCGGCAGCACCAUCACAGCCGAAAGUACGAAGUAAAGGCCUGGAUGUGCCUUCCUUAUGGAACGAGGAGAAGUCGAAACGAAAAGCUUCGGCGGCCUUUGUGGUGAUAGGUCAUGUCGAUCACGGAAAGAGCACGCUCAUGGGUCGUUUGCUCCUGGACACUGGAGCGGUAUCUCAGAGAGAUAUCGACAAGUACAAGAAGCAGGCCACAGAGCUUGGGAAGGCAUCCUUCGCUCUGGCAUGGGUUAUGGACACAGGUGCCGAGGAACGAGAGCGAGGUGUUACCGUAGACAUUGCUCAGCACUACUUCAGCACUGAAAGGGUCGACUUCACAAUCCUGGAUGCACCUGGCCAUCGAGAUUUCGUACCAAACAUGAUUGGCGGGGCUUCAAUGGCAGAUCUUGCGGUGCUCGUCGUGGACGCGAAUCAGCUGGAAUCUGGUAUGAAAGGGCAGACGAGAGAGCAUAUCCUACUAGCACAUGCUGUUGGGCUACGAAAGCUCGUUGUGGCAGUGAAUAAGCUGGAUUCUACGACUCCUGCCUGGAGCAAAGAUGUCUUCCAAUCGGUCAGCGCAGAGGUCUUGAAGCUGCUUGCACAGACCGGAUUCAAAGAAGACAACGUCGCCGUGGUUCCUUGUAGCGGACUCAGUGGCGAGAACGUAGCAAAACAGCCAGGAGGAAACUCAGCAGCAUCAUGGGUCUCCAAAGAACAUCCAACAUUAUUGCAACAACUGGAGAAAUUCGCCCCACAUUCGACAUCCAUCGACGUGGUCAAGAAGCCUUUGCGGCUGCAGGUUGCGGACGUGUUUAGAGGCGGUAUCACGAACCCAUUAUCGAUUGCUGGACGGAUAACGGCUGGCCAUGUUCAGAUUGGCGAUUCUGUGACAGUGCAGCCCAGUGGCGAAACAGCCACGAUCAAGGGUGUCGAAGUCGGUGGCGACGGCAAGGAUUGGACGAUAGCAGACGACAUACCGACUCUUCAUCUGGUGGACAUCGAAGCUCAACAUCUGAGGAGCGGGGACGUGGUCUGCAGCUCGCAGAAACCGAUAAAGGUCGUCAAGAGCGUCACGGCGAAAGUGCAAGCACUUGACAGUCUGUUGCCACAGAGAGUUGACAUUCACGUUGGACGGUUGCAUGUACCUGGCGGCAUCAGUCAUCUGGUGGCUACAGAAGAUGCGAAGGGCGAGACUUUGAAGAAGAAGCCUCGCAUUGUAAAGGCAGGGCAAAAGGCAGUGAUCAGAUUAGCACUCGAUGAUGGCGUGCCGCUUGAGGAUGGAGACAGGGUAGUGCUCAGAGCUGAUGGCAGUACCAUUGCGGCUGGUAGAGUAGAGGCUAUUAGCAUGUAA
This is a messenger RNA of Zasmidium cellare ATCC 36951, 2292 nucleotides long. RefSeq lists its product as uncharacterized. The transcript is spliced from 4 exons. Bases 1 to 2292 code for a protein of 763 amino acids. Lineage: Eukaryota; Fungi; Ascomycota; Dothideomycetes; Mycosphaerellales; Mycosphaerellaceae. Gene Ontology annotation, biological process: translation. The record is from RefSeq and is a predicted model, not a curated record. Gene Ontology annotation, molecular function: GTP binding; GTPase activity.